CAAAUUCCGAAACGGAAAUCCUGUCACACUUUGGGGGUCUCUCGUUCUUCCGAUCUCGGAUCCGCUGCUUCUACGCGUAUCUCUGUCUGCGUGUUGCUUGCACCUCUUCAGGCUUCAACAUCUAGCCUCCUGUUGCAUAAGGAUCUACAAACAACUAAAACAUCAAAAUGUAUGGUCGAAAGGCUUAUCAACUCGUUAAAGAAUUCACAAACAGCGAAUCCGGGCAGCUCACAGGCUUUAAUGAUGAUCUAUUUGCUCAAGUCAUCGAGGAUUGUAAAGAACAUGUUCUUAAACUUCAAUCCCUUUUGAGGAAGAUGCAAGAAGAAGGAUCAGACAAUCAAACAACAAAAAAUGCUGAUCAUUUCGGGGCACUUAUGCAUCACCUUGCAUUGGUUCGCAACAAACGUUGUCUCAUGGCUUAUGUGUAUAAUCGUGCAGAAGUUGUUCAAAAUUUAGGGUGGACAGUUGAUCUUGUGCUCCCUAUUGAAAUUGAAGAGAAACUUAGCAUCUCAGAAAAAGAAUAUUUCAAAAGCCAUUCUAAAACUUUAAAAUCCUACAUGUCAGAUUUGGAUAUUGAUUUGGCUGUGGACAUGGUCCCACCGAAAGAUCCAUACAUUAAAGUGAGGGUACUUGAGGAAAUUGGUAAUGUUGUGUUGAGUGAUCAGUCAGCUAACCUUACAAGGUUUGCAAUUCUGUUUCUUAGACGAACAGAUGCAGAACAAUACAUUUCUCAGGGUAAAAUGGAAGAGCUUACAGGUUGACCUCUACCUUUGGUCAAAGACAAUUCAUUAUAUUUUUGCUUUUUCUUUCUUCUUUAUGUUUGAAAUAUUCAACUUUAAUUCAUUCUGGAAAAAUCCUAGUCGUUUCAGUUCUUCUUUGAUGUCAUUUUGCAUCUUCUUUUUCACCUACCAUAGUUUCCUC
Messenger RNA from Lactuca virosa, 921 nucleotides. The record is from the annotation of a GenBank genome assembly. Lineage: Eukaryota; Viridiplantae; Streptophyta; Magnoliopsida; Asterales; Asteraceae.